This is a messenger RNA of Serinus canaria (Common canary), 6678 nucleotides long. RefSeq names its product solute carrier family 2 member 2 (gene SLC2A2). Gene Ontology annotation, cellular component: membrane; brush border. Gene Ontology annotation, biological process: D-glucose transmembrane transport. NCBI's taxonomy places the organism in Eukaryota, Metazoa, Chordata, Aves, Passeriformes, Fringillidae. The record is from RefSeq and is a predicted model, not a curated record. The transcript has 10 exons. Bases 156 to 1514 code for a protein of 452 amino acids.
CCCAUCUCUCCAAGCACCAGCCCGUUUUCCAGCCUCCAUCCCAGCUCUGCUGUCCUUCCUUCUCUGCCCAAGCCCCCACCUUGCUCUGCAGCCCAGGACAGUCACUGUUCCCAGAAGAAGAGUGGAGGAGCAGCGGGGUGGACGAGAAAAGGAAAAUGCAGACAGAGAAGCACCUCACGGGAACAUUGGUCCUCUCCGUCUUCACUGCAGUGUUGGGCUUCUUCCAGUAUGGCUACAGCCUGGGGGUCAUUAAUGCCCCCCAGAAGGUGAUAGAAGCACACUACGGGCGUGUGCUGGGCAUUGUCUCUCCAGACAAAUAUGCCACCAAUGCCUCUGGGGAGGAUGGCACAUUCCUCCAGGCUGGCACAGAAGGCACACUCCCAGCCCCGACUGACAUCAGUGAGGACCUUGCUACCUCCCCACACAUCCUCACCAUGUACUGGUCCCUGUCUGUGUCCGUGUUCGCCAUUGGGGGUAUGGUCUCCUCCUUCACUGUGGGCUGGAUCGGCGACCGGCUUGGGAGAGUGAAAGCCAUGCUGGUGGUGAACGUCCUCUCCAUUGCUGGGAACCUCCUCAUGGGGCUGGCGAAAUUUGGGCCAUCCCACAUCCUCAUCAUCUCUGGGAGAGCGGUCACGGGGCUGUACUGCGGGCUCUCCUCUGGACUCGUGCCCAUGUAUGUCAGCGAGGUCUCUCCCACGGCCCUUCGAGGAGCACUGGGGACACUGCACCAGCUCGCAAUUGUCACGGGCAUCCUCUUCAGCCAGAUCCUUGGACUAGACUUUCUUCUGGGCAAUGAUGAGAUGUGGCCCCUGCUCCUUGGUCUGUCUGGCGUGGCUGCCCUGCUGCAGUUCUUCCUGCUCUUACUGUGCCCUGAGAGCCCCCGCUAUCUUUACAUCAAACUGGGGAAGGUGGAGGAAGCUAAAAAAAAUUUGAAAAGGCUUAGAGGAAACUGUGAUCCAAUGAAAGAGAUUGAAGAGAUGGAAAAGGAAAAGCAAGAAGCUGCUAGUGAAAAGAAAGUCUCCAUAAGACAGCUUUUCACCUCUUCCAAGUACAGGCAGGCUGUCAUUGUGGCGCUGAUGGUGCAAAUAUCCCAGCAGUUCUCGGGAAUCAAUGCGAUCUUUUACUACUCCACAAACAUUUUCGAGAGAGCUGGCGUUGACCAACCAGUUUAUGCAACCAUCGGUGUUGGAGUGGUGAACACGGUCUUCACUGUUAUCUCUGUCUUUCUGGUGGAGAAGGCGGGCAGGCGGUCCCUAUUCCUGGCAGGUUUGAUGGGCAUGUUAGUCAGCGCCGUGGCCAUGACAGUUGGGCUUGUGCUCCUGGAUCUGUGUGGACCAUAUGUGUUUGCAAUCUUUGCGGGUCUGCUCCUCAUCUUCUUCCUGUUUGCACACUUCAAAGUGCCGGAGACAAAAGGAAAGUCCUUUGAGGAGAUUGCAGCCGUGUUCCGCCGCAAGAAGCUCUCGGCCAAAGCCAUGACUGAGCUGCAAGACCUGCGACGCAGCGAGGAGGCAUAGACAGCCCGUGCACCCAGAAAGGAGGGACUGGGCAUGCACCUCCUUCAGGCACCAUGGGAAGAGUGCUGGGCAAAAGUCUCGUUUCACAAAAACCUUGCAGCUGGCAGACCAGGAGGACCCAUCCAUCGGAUUCCUUCUGGCUGCUGCGGUUCACACCUCCUAGCCACAGGUGCCAACCUGGAAUUUUACUCUGAGACAUUUGGGACAACUGGGCUGCAGGAAGAGCUAGGGAAAGGACAGGAGGAGUCCAUCUCAAUGCCCUGCUGGAAGAGCCCAGUGGGACAGUGAUCUUACCAGACAGGAUUGAGCAGGGCCGUCUCUUAGCAGAAAUGAAGGAAAGACGGGCUGGCUGAUGCUGCAGCCUUAUGUUUUCACUUUUUUAUCCCUAUCUCUCUGCUUCAUUCUGCUGAGUGACCUGGUGCCUUUAAAAUCCAACUGCUCAUGCAGUUGUGCCACCAGCACACAGCACUGAUCACCCCAGAUGCUAAGGAAAACAGGUGGAGCAAACACCCCCUUACUCUUGCUUCUGCAGAUGGAGAUGGUGGAUCCCACCUGAACUGGUUGGGAUGUACUUUCCUUGCUUUUCUAUCUGUGCAUUAUGGAAAUGCAGAAAUGCAGUCUGAUCUCAUAAGGAUUUCUCAGUUGUAAUAUUUUUUUUUUUUUAGAACCUUAGAAACUGUGGCUGGGCUGAUGGGCACUUUUCCUACAUUUCAGCCAGACUACUUAGUUCUCUCUUUCCUUCCAGGAAGCCUCUCCUCUCCCCCUUCUCACUGCUACAGCACAAGGUACAGCACAACACUGACCACACAAAAAGCCUGGGCACUCUUGGCCUCCAUGUGAGGAGACUCGAGCUCUGCUGCCACCCCUUCUGUGGUGUGACCAUUGCCAGGGCACCUCCUUCCCCAUCUGCACCUUCCUUCCCUUCCUUUCAUACAGUGCUCAAUACCCACAGGCUCCAGGUCCAGCCAAGGGCUCAGGCUGCUCACAGAGCAACAAUUAAUAAUGACCCAAAGAAGAAAUGGGUAUUAGAAGGUUAACUGGAAGGUGCCACUUACCUAACUCCCAUUUUGCAUCACCUAGCCUUUUGCUGGCUGGGUGUACUUCAGCCAAGAUAGUGUGCAAGCAGGAGGUCAUGCUGUUUUCAUAGCCUUGUUUGUGCUCCUUUUGCUUCUUCAUGAGACAUUUUUAUAUGUCAGAAUCAAACUCCAAGGAUUUUUCUUCCUUUUUUGGGGGCAUAUUUUGGAACCAUUGUAAAAGCCUGCUCUCUGCUUGACUUUUAAUAUUUGCAUGUUCUGUGUUGUGAUACCAGGUUACUUUUUAGCAACUUUCUCAGGUUAGAAACCCAUUAUUUAUUUAGAGAUGAAACACUGUCAUUGCUUGGUCACUGUGUGCUCACCACAGCUGCUGGUGAAGCAGUGGCCAAAACGUAAUAGAGGAUCGAGCACAAUGAAAAGCACAAAAUAGAUGGGCUGAGGAGGAUCACACUGCUGCUAUGGGUUUGGUUUUAGGGGAGGAUCAUGCUCCUUUCCAUGUGCCUGAACUUUUUUCCUUUUUAGACUUUACUGUCUUGGUAUUAAGACCUUACAGCACACUCUGGUCACUUCCAAGUGAUGGGAAGAGCAGCCACGUGGUCCACUGGCAGAAAUUCCUGGCCCUGGUGUGUGCACUGAAGCAGUAAGAUUGCACCAAAGGCUUUGCUGGCGUGACUGCUGGGAUUUAACUAGAGGAGAACUGGGUCAAUACUGUCAUGUGCUGCAGUGGUGGGUGACCUGGGUCUGACAUGGGGCGUGCAGGGCUGCUGGAACCAGAUCCCAGGCUCAGGAUGAGAAGAGAGCAGCAGAGCUGGGGCACAGGUCUGUGUGGAGCUGUCCAUUUGUGUGCUGCACACAGGUCCCCCCAGGUGACACCAACAGCCACAGCAGGCUCAGAAUCUCUCCACUGGCUGUGUUUACUGUAAGUUAAAUAUAAUGGACUGUCUGAAUGUACAAAAAGGAGCAAAAUAGGACUCUUGCUAUCAGCAUUGUUAUCUAGGUCUGUUAGAUAAAAGAUGAAUAACAUCUAUGUCAUGUGAUGGCUUGCGCUGCUGUUUUUCCCCCUCUGUACAUCUCAGACAUACAUCCAGUGCCAGAUAGGAGCUAUUUUCCUAGCAGGACACAUUUGCUCCACAGGUGGUAAAAGCUAUGCAAGCCCUCAGCUAAAUCCCUUUGAAAGAGGUGGUCCAGAGGUGAGCCUUGGGGUUGGAGGCAGCCUUGGAGCCAGUGGCAGCUGGCUUUGGGCUGGGAUAGACUGGAGGGGUGCCAAUGUUUGGCCCCAGCUGUCCACACUGCCCACUUCACCCCACUGUGAAGCACCUCUGCUUGCAUGGUGCUGGUGCAGCCUAAAACCUGGUGGUGGGGCCUCUGUAGGCAUGAGGAGCAUUUCGGGAGAAGUGAGGUUCAAAGCAGAUUUGCUGCUGCUCUGACGGCUCAGCCAGGCUGGGUUCCCUGUGAUCAUCCAGGGGGCAUGAAAUUAUUUCCUAAAAUUCUGUUAAGUUUUGUCCUGUUGUCUGGGGGCAUCGGUGCCUCUGCCGGCAGCUCAGCAGUGAGGGGCCUUACUGAUCAACACUGAGCAGUCAGUCCUGGUUUUCCUGUGUCACUGGUGACUUGACUGACAAUAGAAAGCCCAGUCCAGUUACUGUGGCUUAGCACAUAAAUCAGUUUAACAAAGCCCACAGCAUUAACACUGCCCACAGCUACAACACUGAACUUCCCAGAAGAGCUGCCUCGAGGUUCAGAGGCACCUAAGGAAAAUGGAGUGUCAGGCUGUGUUUCCUUGUAGCAGCUGCCAUGUGGAAGUUAAGGGAGUUUUUUCCUUCCAGCCUGGGACAGGAUGAGCAGAGUAAGGCACUGCUGGCCCUUUGUCCCGCCCAUGGCUGCAGUGAAGGAUCAAGCUGGGCUUUACUACCAAAAGAGCACUUGAGCCAUAUGCCAGCACAGGACAGGGUCAUUAGAGUUAGUUAAAUCUGACUAUAUGUUUACUUUUGUCUCAUCCCAUCAUGCUGAUAAUUAGGACUGUACAUUUUAUCCGUCCUUGCUACAUGCAAGUUCCAGUUAAAACUUGUUCUUGAGACACAGCUUGUUGAAUCAUUAUUUUUAUCUCUCACCAUUACAGUUUUACUACGUUGCUAAUCAUUAAGAAAAUUUAAAAGACUAAGUCAAACUUGUUUGCUAAAUGGUCAUUGCUUUUUAGUAACAUGCUAAAUAUGUUCUCUUACCAUCCCUGGCUAAUAAUGCAAUAUAAUUAAUAAUCCCUGAGAAAGCAUCUUGUCAGCAAGAGCUUUGACAGUGUUUUCCUAAUGUGCUGAGACAACAGCCAUUAGGACUUUUCUGUUGUGCCAACGGUAUCUAGUCUCCCACUAUCUAGGCUUAAUUUUAAAAUUAGUUUGACUUCCCUAAUUCAAUAAACUCAGGACAUUUGGCCCCAUUAACGCUCUCCACACUAAUUUAUCACAGGUUUUUCUGCCUCACUUCAACUUGUUUUUCAUCACUGAGAAGCACUACCGUCUAUCUCUGGAGUCAAAUAGCUGAUAAUGGUGAAGCUAACCCAAGUACUACGUAUGCAGGGACAGUCUUUGGUCUUUGAGGAAUUUUCUGAGGUGUUCAAUGUCCUUAUCUUCACUAGAAAUUUAUAGGAGCUGAGGAAUUUCAAGGGACGAUAUCAGGUCUGGAUCCAGCAGAAUGUGUAAGCAUCAGAUUAAAUUUAAGGUAACUGAGUGUGUUCAAGUAUUUUACUAAAUCCUGAAGCAACAGUAGCAAAUUUCACCCAGAGGCACAGCCUGAGUAGCUGCGCUGAAAGGAAAGGAAUCUCCUCCCCAGCACUGGGGCAAUAAAUCCUGGCUGCAGAUCAGCAGUCCUUAAGUUUUACAGGCUGGAGAUACAACUGCAGACCCAAGGCUUGGGUAGUGUCCUGCGUUUUGCCUCCCUGCACUCUGUUCAGGAGAGAGAGCGGCUCUGUGACUCUGAAAAACUUCAGGCUCCCACAGGUCAGGGUGGAAUAUCACUGCUCCAGCACUGUGCAGCCCCAGGAGGGAACAGCUGGAGUUACUUUGUGCUUUCCUUCUUCCCUGUGGGGAAGUUACAAUUACAGUGGUUCCUGCUAGCUCACAGUGUCACCCACUGUUGAACUGUCACCGCUUGCCUUUGAUCCCCAACAUGUGCGCAGGGUGAUUCCCUGGGUAUUCCCACGCAGCUCGGCACAGGAAGCAGAUGGUGAACACCAGGAAUAAAGCAGUGCCCAGAGCAGAGGGGGUGCCUAUGGCAAGGUGACUACAGAGGGUCCUUGACCCCAUUCCUGCAACAGACACACUGUACCUAGGAGCUCUGAGGGCCUGCUGAGCGUGGCACUGUCCUGUGGAGGGGGAUCACUGUUCCACAGCUUCUCUCAGGUCCUCCUGCUCAAGGCUGUGCCCACAAGCCAGCGUGAACCCUCACCCCAACAGUCAGGACAUGAUGGGAUCCCAGGAAAGUCAGCUCAGCAGCUGAAACAGAGACACUGCUCAGGUUGGAACAGGGCUGUUUACACCACUCCACUCAUGACCUGGUAUUUCUAAUCGUGUGACCUGACCCCACAGCCCAGAGGUGUAAACACCACCUCCUGCCUUCCAUGGGCCGCCUGGAAACAGGUGGGAUGUUUCUGGAAACAGGUGGGAUGUUUACCCCAGCACUGGCUGAAAUGCAUAUUCUCAAGGCUGGGCUUUGAUGAGGUGCUUUAGGGCAUCAGACAUUUCUCCAGGACAUUACUGAGAACAGACCCAACUGGCUCAUUUUAAAUCUUCCUGAAGUUUUCUAGUCCCUCUUCACUUCUUAAAGACACAGAUAUGAGAAGAAAAACUUGAUAACAUCUGUGCCUACUUGAGAGAAAAAGGUGUGUGAUCCAGCUGUGCAACACUGGAAAGAAAACAACUUUAAAUGUGAAAGGCCAUGGUAUUUCAUUUACAAAUAUGCUUUGAAUCAAAUUGCUGUUCUUGUAUAGAAAAGUGGGAUAAUCACAUUAAUACUAUCAAGAACUGCACUUUAGAAAAUUAAUGUCAAUCUAGACAAAGGAACGAUGCCUGCAGGCAAUAACUGAUGGAUUGGAUUUCCAAUGUUUUUUAUUGAAUCUCAAAUAAAAGCUGUCUUGGAAUAUU